Molecule: messenger RNA, 913 nt
Organism: Triplophysa dalaica
Lineage: Eukaryota; Metazoa; Chordata; Actinopteri; Cypriniformes; Nemacheilidae
Gene: ppp1r17
Product: protein phosphatase 1 regulatory subunit 17
Exons: 4
Coding region: 93-356 (87 amino acids)
Biological process (GO): regulation of phosphatase activity
Molecular function (GO): protein phosphatase inhibitor activity
Source: RefSeq, a predicted model, not a curated record
UCCUCCUCCAGUACAUAACCCCUCUCUCUCAUCUGGUCUUUACUCUCUCUCACUCUCUCACAGCUUUCUGAUGCACUGAGACCGUGCAGAGCAUGUCCACAGGCUGUGUGAGGUCACUCUCAGACAAAGCCGAUCACACGCUCACCAUGCACGAGCAUCUUUAUGGGAAUGCAGACAUGGACAAUCAGAAGCUCAGCUCCGAGGAGCAUCAGCAAGACAAACUGACGCAGAAGAAACCUCGCAGAAAAGACACUCCUGUCCUCAACAGCCCUCCGCUCAUACCAGGCGUGAGAUUGAUGAAAACAGAAGCUAGGAUGAUUCAUCAGGAGGAGGAAGAGAAGGAGAUGAAGAAAUAGAUGUGUUUUAGGUCUCAAAAGCUUUUUUUCGCAUUUUUGUCAUCGUAUAAUGUCUGAUUGCUUUAUUAAAUGAAGGUCUCGCGUGUCAUCAUUGCUGUAAUGUAGAAACCCAACUUGCACUGAAGUUAAACACUUCCUUUUAAUCACAACACAAACAAUGCGAUGCUGAGGCUUGUACAAUGCAAAUGAAUUUGUAAAUUCAUGUCUUACAUAGCAGAGAUGAUUCAGUCAGUCUCUAGAAAGCUGUGAAAGCAGAAUUGUGGAAGCUGUAUUUUAUGUAUGUUGUAUGUGUUGUGUAGGUGUAUCGGUAUAUCGGUGUCUGGUAUGUACAGCAGGUACAGUAACUGGGUUAUAUUUGGUAUAUGCAUAAAAAAAAUGUUUUAGGACUGUUUGAUUUCUUGUGAUGUGAUUUUCAUGAUAAUACCCAAUUCCCCGUACAAAUAUUAUUCUCAAUACUGUAAUGUGAAGAUAUAUCUGCAUCAUGGCAAGUAUUUGUUGUGUUGAAUUUACGCUAAAUAAAUAACUAUAAAUAAGUAUUUUAAAUAAAUCCUUCUGUC